CUCUACUGGCCAGGGGUGUGGAGCUCUGAUGCACUGAAAAAUAACUCCUUACAAAACUGGUUUUUUUUGGACCCAAUAGGAGUGCCAUCACGUCAGUCUCUGCCGACUUUAGCGAAGCAUUUGGUCCCUAUUUUCACCUCUGACCUUCAUCAAGAUGUUUCUGGCCAAAAGACUCAUUGGUGGCAUACUGGAUGUUGUGAGCAACAUUGACCCCGGUCAAUUCGUGCCCUCAGAUCCUCCCCCACCACGCAGACCUCUGGCCUACGCUGAGCAGAAUGAGAAUGAUGAGGAGAGACAGUUCCGCAAGGUGUUCCAGCAACUCGCUGGGGAUGACAUGGAGGUAAGCCCCACUGAACUGAUGAACAUCCUCAACAGGAUAAUUGGCAAAUGUGGUGGCCUGAAGACUGACGGCUUUAGCCUUGAGUCAUGCAGGAGCAUGGUGGCUAUCAUGGACAGUGACAGCACAGGAAAGCUAGGUUUCCAUGAAUUCAAGUUUUUAUGGAACAACAUCAAGAAAUGGCAGGGCAUCUACAUAUCAAAUGAUGCAGACUGCUCAGGGGUCAUCUCCUCACAAGAGCUGUCCACUGCCUUCAAAGCUGCAUGCUUCCCUCUCAACGACCAGCUCUUACAGUUGAUCGUCCGCAGGUACAGUGACGAACACGGCAACAUGGACUUUGACAACUUCAUUGGGUGCCUGGUUAGACUGGACGCCAUGUGUCGAGCCUUCAAGACUCUGGACAACGAUGAUAAUGGAAAAAUCAAAGUCAACAUCCAAGAGUGGCUUCAGUUGACCAUGCACUCAUAAAACACCAGGGAAAGCCUACAAAAAGCCUACAUCCAUGUCUUUCUCUCUCAUUUAAGAUUUUUAUUUCAUAGAACCAUUGUUAUUAUUGUUUACAGACGUUCAUACAGCAUUCGGUCAUGAAUGUUCAUUCAAUUCAUCACUAGAUGGCAGCAUUGCAGCAACACUGGGAAAGCACAAAUCUACUUUCUCUCCAUUAGGCCAAACUCAAAAAUAUAUGGAAUAUGGAAAGGUAGUUCAGUUUUGUGUUUUCCAUUUUUCUGGCAACACACUUUUGGUCAAAAAUUUUAUACUGCCAUGUAAUGUAAUGUAACACAUACAUUAUAGUGCUCAAUAAAGAUACAGUAUUACUUAA
Messenger RNA from Coregonus clupeaformis (lake whitefish), 1157 nucleotides. RefSeq names its product calpain small subunit 1-like. Gene Ontology annotation, molecular function: calcium ion binding. The record is from RefSeq and is a predicted model, not a curated record. The transcript is spliced from 11 exons. The coding region runs from base 155 to 805 and encodes 216 amino acids. Lineage: Eukaryota; Metazoa; Chordata; Actinopteri; Salmoniformes; Salmonidae.